CACAAUCAAAUGCUUACUCACGACUCUUUGCCCCUCUAUGCAUUAUAACCUCCACCUACCACGGUAUCUGGCUCCAAUUUACCCUUGUGUAAUACUACUUUUGGGUUCGGAUUCCCGAAAAUGGACUGAUAGGACUUUUGGGAAAACGACCGAUCAGCAGACUGAGUAGAGCAGUGACCGAAGAUGAGGAGCAAUAUCUUCUUUGCAUUAUUCCUGAUUAUUUGGGAGAUCUGGCUCCAAGGCUUCGGCUGUAGUGGGGAACCAGAGCCCGGCACAGGAAAGUCGCCAGGGCUCAAAGCUCCCCAUGUCAUCUUCGUCAUGGUGGAUGACCAAGGUUAUGGUGACAUCGGCUACCAUGGCUCAGAUAUUCACACUCCUGCACUCGAUCAGCUGGCAGCGGAAGGGGUCAAACUUGAAAAUUAUUACGUCCAACCAAUCUGCUCACCCUCUCGCAGCCAGCUCAUGACAGGACGCUACCAAAUUCACACCGGGCUCCAGCAUUCAAUCAUCCGGCCACGUCAACCUUUAUGCCUUCCCCCAGACAUCCCCACCCUACCCGAGAGCCUGACCAAGGCAGGUUACGCCACUCAUAUGGUGGGCAAAUGGCACUUGGGCUUCUGCAGGCCCGGAUGCUUACCCACGGGACGAGGCUUCCAAAGCUUCCUCGGGACGCUCACCGGCAGCGGGGAUCACUUUUCCUACCAGAGCUGUGACGGGGCGGAAGCUUGCGGAUUUGAUCUGCAUGAAGGAGACAGGCCUGCAUGGGAGCUGGCUGGCAAUUACUCAACUUCACUUUACAUUGACAGAGUGAAGCAGAUUCUGAGGAGCCAUGACCCUCAGAUACCCCUUUUCCUCUAUUUGUCCCUUCAGGCUGCACACACACCUUUGCAGGUACCGGACCACUUCCUGCACCCAUACAGUUCUCAGGGUAAUCGUGUCAGGCGUCACUAUGCAGCCAUGUUGAGCUGCUUGGAUGAUGGGGUCAGCCAAGUGGUUCAAGAGCUGAAAUCUAGCGGACUCUAUAAUAACUCAAUUCUAAUCUAUUCCUCUGAUAAUGGCGGGCAGCCACUGUCCGGGGGCAGCAACUGGCCACUAAGAGGUGGCAAAGGGACUUACUGGGAAGGUGGCAUCCGAGCAGUGGGCUUUGUCCACAGCCCCAUCCUGAAGAGGAAGGGUGUCAUUAGCAAAGCUCUGAUCCACGUCUCUGACUGGUAUCCCACUUUAUUGGCGCUGUCUGGGACCGAACAAUCCCUCCAUGGUCUGGAUGGCCAUGAUGUGUGGGGUACCAUUAGCGAGGGUUUACCAUCUCCUCGCACUGAAAUCCUUUUUAACAUCGACCCAGUCUCCAGGAAGCCCGGGGAGCCCUAUGACAAGGCUUUGGUGCUUAACGGCUUUGGCAUCUGGGACACAGCAGUGAGGGCAGCCAUUCGUGCUGGCGAUUGGAAGCUUUUGACCGGAAACGUGGGUGAUGGCGACUGGACUCCACCGCAAGCCUUCGCAGACGGUUCAGAGAGGUGGCAAAAACUGGAAAAGAGGCGUAACAAGGUGGGGAAGUCGGUUUGGCUGUUUAACAUCUCAUCUGACCCUUACGAGAGGUCAGAUAUGGCCAAAGCUCGUCCUGAGAUAGUCAAGCAUCUUCUCACCAGGCUGGCAGAGUACAACCAGACUGCUGUGAUGGCAAACAAUCCCCCGGACGACCCUUUGGCAGACCCUGAGCUGCACGGUGGUGUAUGGGGCCCCUGGAUAGGCCUUGAAGGCCAAGAGCAUGAUGACGGGGAGUGGGGUCUCAGGAAAGAAAGAGUGACAAAAGUGAAGCAGUGCAAGUUAUGCAAAUUGAGAGCCCUUUUUAAAAAGGUGGAGUCACGUCUGCAGAAGAAUGCUGUAUUCUUCUGAGUGCUGUGGCGAGGAUUGUGGUAGGAUGAAGAAGCACACAUUUUAAAUGACCCAGUCAUUUGAGGGGAGCUUAAGGGGUCUAUACCAACCCCUUAUUUGAUUAAUUGACCGAAACAGUGGAAUGUCCGGCGCUCACUAGAGAUCAAGGUUAGCAGAUAAACAAGGAACGCAUUUAUUAUUUUGUAGUCAAGAAAGAUGACAGAAUGCUUCCCUCUAGCCCUCUCAGGAUGAGAGAAAGACACCCCCAGGUGUAGCUAUUGUCACCCUAUUUUCCAUAGGCGUACAUUUGAUCAAAUCACAGUUGUCUGAACUAUAACAACCAUGCAAGGUCCACUCCCUGUUACAGUGACAAGCAGACAACCUCUAAAGCCGCUUCGAUAUUUCUCAUGGCGUCAUCAGCGAUCCCAUACAUGACACCGUACCAGCAGAACCACGAGAUACCUUCCCGAGUGUAGUUUGAUAAUGAAUAUUCAGCUGUCCUCAUUUGCUUUUUCAUUCCCCCUCUGGUCAACUCCCCCACACUCCCCCAUCGCCCUCCCCCAGCAAACCUCUCCCUUGUGUUUCACUUUUUCUUAUUUUCUUCUCUGCUCCUACUCACUUCGGGUUCUGUACAAAGCGCCAUGAUGCACAGUUUGAUAAUAGAAGAGAGAAGUGAUACGUUCAUCUGUAUAGGUAUACUGUACAUGAUUGCAAUAAAGUAACUUUGAA
Molecule: messenger RNA, 2601 nt
Organism: Nerophis ophidion (straightnose pipefish)
Lineage: Eukaryota; Metazoa; Chordata; Actinopteri; Syngnathiformes; Syngnathidae
Product: arylsulfatase I
Exons: 3
Coding region: 184-1893 (569 amino acids)
Source: RefSeq, a predicted model, not a curated record